AGAGCCCGUCCCGGGCGCCGGCGAGCGAGCUCCGGCCGCGGCGGCAGCGCCAUCCCGGGCCGCGGGCAGCCGCGCCUCGCCCUCCGCGUCCGGAACUGCCUUCGCUUUCCCGCGACCCCGCAGCAGCCGGCCCUCGGCGCGCCACGAACGCUGUCCCCUCUGUGGAGCAGAGACCCCCUUCCCCUUCUUAGGGGGUGUCGCCUCGGGGAUCGCUGAGCGCUAGGGGUCCAGGAGGCGGGGACGGGAGCGCCGUGACCCGCCAUGGCUCAAGCGGCCAAACAGCUGAAGAAAAUCAAAGACAUCGAGGCGCAGGCCCUCCAGGAGCAGAAGGAGAAGGAGGAAUCCAACAGGAAGCGGAGAAACCGCUCCCGUGACCGAAAGAAGAAGGCCGAUGCUGCUACCAGCUUUCUGAGAGCAGCAAGAUCAGGUAACUUGGACAAAGCUUUGGAUCACCUGCGGAAUGGGGUAGAUAUUAACACCUGUAACCAGAAUGGGUUGAAUGGCUUGCAUCUGGCUUCUAAGGAAGGCCAUGUGAAAAUGGUGGUUGAACUUCUGCACAAAGAAAUCAUUCUAGAAACAACAACCAAGAAGGGGAACACGGCCCUGCACAUCGCUGCUCUGGCCGGGCAGGAUGAGGUGGUCCGGGAGCUGGUCAACUAUGGAGCCAACGUCAACGCCCAGUCACAGAAAGGUUUUACACCCCUGUACAUGGCAGCACAAGAGAACCACUUGGAAGUGGUUAAGUUUUUACUGGAAAAUGGAGCUAACCAGAAUGUAGCCACAGAAGACGGCUUCACGCCUCUGGCGGUGGCCCUGCAGCAGGGCCAUGAGAACGUCGUCGCGCACCUCAUCAACUACGGCACCAAGGGGAAGGUGCGCCUCCCGGCCCUGCACAUCGCGGCCCGCAACGACGACACGCGCACGGCUGCGGUGCUGCUGCAGAACGACCCCAACCCGGACGUGCUUUCCAAGACGGGAUUCACACCCCUGCACAUCGCGGCUCACUACGAGAACCUCAACGUGGCCCAGUUGCUCCUCAACAGAGGAGCCAGCGUCAAUUUCACACCACAGAACGGCAUCACGCCACUGCACAUCGCCUCCCGCAGGGGCAACGUGAUCAUGGUGCGGCUGCUGCUGGAUCGGGGAGCCCAGAUAGAAACCAAGACCAAGGACGAAUUGACACCUCUCCACUGUGCAGCUCGAAAUGGGCACGUGCGAAUCUCAGAGAUCCUGCUGGACCACGGGGCACCAAUCCAAGCCAAAACCAAGAACGGCCUGUCCCCAAUUCACAUGGCGGCUCAGGGAGACCACCUCGACUGUGUCCGGCUCCUGUUGCAAUACGACGCAGAGAUAGACGACAUCACCCUGGACCACCUGACCCCACUCCACGUGGCUGCCCACUGUGGACACCACAGGGUGGCUAAGGUCCUUCUGGAUAAAGGGGCCAAACCCAACUCCAGAGCCCUGAAUGGCUUUACCCCCUUACACAUCGCCUGCAAAAAGAACCACGUCCGUGUCAUGGAGCUGCUGCUGAAGACGGGAGCCUCGAUCGACGCGGUCACCGAGUCUGGCCUGACACCUCUCCACGUGGCCUCCUUCAUGGGGCACCUUCCCAUCGUGAAGAACCUCCUGCAGCGGGGGGCGUCGCCCAACGUCUCCAACGUGAAAGUGGAGACCCCGCUACACAUGGCAGCCAGAGCCGGGCACACGGAAGUGGCCAAAUAUUUACUCCAGAACAAAGCCAAAGUCAAUGCCAAGGCCAAGGAUGACCAGACCCCACUUCACUGUGCAGCUCGCAUCGGCCACACAAACAUGGUGAAGCUCCUGCUGGAAAAUAACGCCAACCCCAACCUGGCCACCACCGCCGGGCACACCCCCCUGCACAUUGCAGCCCGUGAGGGCCACGUGGAAACAGUCCUGGCCCUUCUGGAAAAGGAAGCAUCCCAGGCCUGCAUGACCAAGAAAGGAUUUACCCCUCUGCACGUGGCAGCCAAGUACGGGAAGGUGCGGGUGGCAGAGCUGCUGCUGGAGCGGGACGCACACCCGAAUGCUGCCGGAAAAAAUGGCCUGACCCCCCUGCACGUGGCCGUCCAUCACAACAACCUGGACAUCGUCAAGCUGCUGCUUCCCCGGGGCGGCUCCCCGCACAGCCCUGCCUGGAAUGGCUACACCCCUUUGCACAUCGCUGCCAAGCAGAACCAGGUGGAGGUGGCCCGUAGUCUGCUGCAGUAUGGGGGCUCAGCAAACGCCGAGUCGGUGCAAGGUGUGACGCCCCUUCACCUGGCCGCCCAGGAGGGCCACGCAGAGAUGGUGGCUCUGCUGCUCUCGAAACAAGCCAAUGGCAACCUGGGGAACAAGAGCGGACUCACUCCCCUCCAUCUGGUAGCACAAGAAGGCCACGUUCCAGUGGCAGAUGUGCUGAUCAAACACGGCGUCAUGGUGGACGCCACCACCCGGAUGGGCUACACUCCCCUCCAUGUGGCCAGUCACUAUGGAAACAUCAAGCUGGUGAAGUUUCUGCUGCAGCACCAGGCAGAUGUCAAUGCCAAGACCAAGCUAGGAUACAGCCCCCUGCACCAGGCGGCCCAGCAGGGACACACAGACAUCGUGACUCUGCUUCUGAAAAACGGUGCUUCCCCAAACGAGGUCAGCUCGGAUGGAACCACACCUCUGGCCAUAGCCAAGCGCUUGGGCUACAUUUCUGUCACCGACGUGCUCAAGGUCGUCACGGAUGAAACCAGUUUCGUGUUAGUCAGUGAUAAGCAUCGAAUGAGUUUCCCUGAGACAGUUGAUGAGAUCCUGGAUGUCUCGGAAGAUGAAGGAACUGCUCAUAUAACUAUAAUGGGGGAAGAACUCAUCGGCUUCAAGGCUGAGAGGCGGGAUUCCAGGGAUGUUGAUGAAGAGAAGGAGCUGCUGGAUUUUGUGCCGAAGCUAGACCAAGUGGUGGAAUCUCCAGCCAUCCCCAGGAUUCCCUGUGCCAUGCCUGAGACAGUGGUGAUCAGGUCAGAAGAGCAGGAGCAGGCAUCUAAAGAGUAUGAUGAGGACUCCCUCAUCCCCAGCAGCCCGGCCACCGAGACCUCAGACAACAUCAGCCCGGUGGCCAGCCCGGUGCAUACAGGGUUUCUGGUGAGCUUCAUGGUUGACGCCCGGGGUGGUUCCAUGAGAGGAAGUCGCCACAACGGCCUGCGAGUGGUGAUCCCGCCACGGACGUGCGCAGCGCCCACCCGCAUCACCUGCCGCCUGGUCAAGCCCCAGAAGCUCAGCACGCCACCCCCACUGGCCGAGGAGGAGGGCCUGGCCAGCAGGAUCAUAGCACUGGGGCCCACGGGGGCACAGUUCCUGAGCCCCGUAAUCGUGGAGAUCCCGCACUUUGCCUCCCAUGGCCGUGGAGACCGCGAGCUCGUGGUUCUGAGGAGCGAAAACGGCUCCGUGUGGAAGGAGCACAGGAGCCGCUAUGGAGAGAGCUACCUGGAUCAGAUCCUCAACGGGAUGGACGAAGAGCUGGGGAGCCUGGAGGAGCUGGAGAAGAAGAGGGUGUGCCGAAUCAUCACCACCGACUUCCCGCUGUACUUCGUGAUCAUGUCACGGCUCUGCCAGGACUACGACACCAUCGGUCCCGAAGGGGGCUCCCUGAAGAGCAAGCUGGUGCCCCUGGUACAGGCAACGUUCCCGGAGAAUGCCGUCACCAAGAGAGUGAAGCUGGCUCUGCAGGCCCAGCCUGUCCCGGAUGAGCUUGUCACUAAGCUCCUGGGCAACCAGGCCACAUUCAGCCCCAUUGUCACCGUGGAGCCCCGGCGCCGGAAGUUCCACCGCCCCAUUGGGCUUCGGAUCCCACUGCCUCCUUCCUGGACCGACAACCCGAGGGACAGCGGGGAGGGAGACACCACCAGCCUGCGCCUGCUUUGCAGCGUCAUUGGAGGAACAGACCAAGCCCAGUGGGAAGACAUAACAGGAACCACCAAACUUGUAUAUGCCAACGAGUGCGCCAACUUCACCACCAAUGUCUCCGCCAGGUUUUGGCUGUCAGACUGUCCUCGGACUGCUGAGGCUGUGAACUUUGCCACCCUGCUGUACAAAGAGCUCACUGCAGUGCCCUACAUGGCCAAAUUCGUCAUCUUUGCCAAGAUGAAUGACCCCCGAGAGGGGCGCCUGCGCUGCUACUGCAUGACAGAUGAUAAAGUGGACAAGACCCUGGAGCAGCAUGAGAACUUCGUGGAGGUGGCCCGGAGCAGGGACAUAGAGGUGUUGGAAGGAAUGUCCCUGUUUGCAGAACUCUCUGGGAACCUGGUGCCUGUGAAGAAAGCUGCCCAGCAGCGGAGCUUCCACUUCCAGUCAUUUCGGGAGAACCGUCUGGCCAUGCCUGUAAAGGUGAGGGACAGCAGUCGAGAGCCGGGAGGGUCCCUGUCGUUUCUGCGCAAGGCGAUGAAGUACGAGGACACCCAGCACAUUCUCUGCCACCUGAACAUCACCAUGCCCCCCUGCGCCAAGGGAAGUGGAGCCGAAGAUAGGAGAAGGACCCCGACGCCCCUGGCCCUGCGAUACAGCAUUCUCAGUGAGUCCACACCAGGUUCUCUCAGUGGGACAGAGCAGGCAGAGAUGAAGAUGGCUGUUAUCUCAGAGCACCUCGGUCUCAGCUGGGCAGAGUUGGCCCGGGAGCUGCAGUUCAGUGUGGAAGACAUCAACAGGAUCCGAGUGGAAAAUCCCAACUCCCUGUUGGAGCAGAGCGUGGCCUUGCUGAACCUCUGGGUCAUCCGUGAAGGCCAAAACGCAAACAUGGAGAAUCUGUACACAGCCCUGCAGAGCAUUGACCGUGGCGAGAUCGUGAACAUGCUGGAGGGUUCCGGCCGACAGAGCCGCAACUUGAAGCCAGACAGGCGGCACACCGACCGCGACUACUCGCUGUCACCCUCCCAGAUGAAUGGUUACUCCUCACUGCAGGACGAGCUGCUGUCCCCUGCCUCCCUGGGCUGUGCACUUUCCUCUCCGCUACGUGCAGACCAGUACUGGAACGAGGUGGCCGUCCUAGACGCCAUCCCCUUGGCGGCCACGGAGCAUGACACCAUGCUGGAGAUGUCUGACAUGCAGGUGUGGUCCGCGGGCCUCACGCCUUCUCUGGUCACUGCUGAGGACUCCUCUCUGGAGUGUAGCAAGGCUGAGGACUCUGAUGCCACAGGUCACGAGUGGAAGUUGGAGGGGGCACUCUCAGAGGAACCGCGGGGCCCCGAGUUGGGCUCUCUGGAACUUGUGGAGGACGACACAGUGGAUUCAGAUGCCACAAAUGGCCUUAUCGAUUUGCUUGAACAGGAGGAAGGUCAGAGGUCAGAAGAGAAGCUGCCAGGUUCUAAGAGGCAGGAUGACGCGACAGGUGCAGGGCAGGACUCAGAGAAUGAAGUGUCUCUUGUUUCAGGCCAUCAGAGGGGGCAAGCCCGAAUCACACAUUCCCCCACCGUGAGUCAGGUGACGGAGAGGAGUCAGGACAGACUGCAGGACUGGGAUGCAGACGGCUCGAUUGUCUCAUACCUGCAAGAUGCUGCACAAGGUUCCUGGCAAGAGGAGGUCACGCAAGGUCCACACUCAUUCCAGGGAACAAGUACCACGACUGAAGGGCUAGAGCCCGGUGGAUCUCAGGAGUACGAGAAGGUCCUGGUGUCUGUAAGUGAGCACACGUGGACAGAACAGCCCGAGGCUGAGAGCUCCCAGGCCGACAGGGACCGGAGGCAGCAAGGCCAAGAAGAGCAGGUGCAGGAGGCCAAGAACACCUUCACCCAAGUGGUGCAGGGGAAUGAGUUUCAGAAUAUUCCAGGGGAGCAGGUGACAGAGGAGCAAUUCACGGAUGAGCAGGGCAACAUUGUCACCAAGAAGAUCAUUCGCAAGGUGGUUCGACAGAUAGACUUGUCCAGCGCCGAUGCCGCCCAGGAGCACGAGGAGGUGACUGUCGAGGGGCCCCUGGAGGAUCCCAGUGAGCUGGAGGUCGAUAUUGAUUCCUUUAUGAAACACUCCAAGGUGGAGCUGAGAGGGAGUGGCCUACAGCCGGACCUGAUAGAGGGCAGGAAGGGGGCGCAGAUAGUGAAGCGGGCCAGCCUGAAAAGGGGGAAACAGUGACCCCGAGCCGCUCUCCUUGGAGUAGCCUCUCGGGAGGAUCACACCUCGACACCCAACCCCUGAACCCCACACACUCUGCCAUGCACACAGGAGGAGAGCUGGACCUGAGGGCCACCGCAGCGGUGCACACGUUCCUCUGGGCUGACGGCAUGACCUCUGUAAGGGACUCCCGCUAGUCUCCUCUUCGCAUGAAUGACUGACUGUAGACGCAUGACCUCCAGGCUUCAAUCCUGCCUCUUGCAAUGACAGCUGAUCUGUCGGAACCAGGACACAAAAGCAGCAAGAAGCGGGGAGAGAGAGGGAUAGAAAACAAGCGCGGGAGAGCCUGCGAACGCAAAAGUGAAUGAGGGCUUUUUGUGGCUGGGGAUGGGUUUUGGUUUUGGGGUUUUUUUUAAAAUUGUUUUGACUUCGUACAGGGUACUUUUUCCCAACCUCAUCUGUCAGAAAUCCAUGUGGGCUUCCUGGAAAGAAAAAAAAAAAAAAAAAGGAAACUAGGCAUGAAAUCAGUUUAACACCUUAAUCUUAAGCCAUGUCCUCAUCUGCCCACCCUCCCCAACCCACACACCUCCAUUCCACUUGUGACACCCCCUCGACUCCCUGGUGACGCUCCUCCCAGAUCGCUCUACAUGACAUUCAGGACACACACACACACACACCAUUCGCCUCCACUGAAUCUACACACAGAUUUUACUGUGACAUCUGAAGCUGUAUAGACUCUGCUGUGGAUAAAUUGGAAUUUUUUA
Messenger RNA from Pan troglodytes (chimpanzee), 6845 nucleotides. It is a transcript of the gene ANK1, whose product is annotated as ankyrin 1. Gene Ontology annotation, molecular function: protein binding. The record is from RefSeq and is a predicted model, not a curated record. NCBI's taxonomy places the organism in Eukaryota, Metazoa, Chordata, Mammalia, Primates, Hominidae. Gene Ontology annotation, biological process: signal transduction. The transcript is spliced from 44 exons. Bases 262 to 6102 code for a protein of 1946 amino acids.